AUGGGCGCCAGCCUGCUCCUGCUCCUGCUCCUCCUGGGACCAGCAGGUCGGGGCUCCGCCGACAGCCACCACCCUGAGCAGCUGCAGGCACCCGUGGGCGCCUCCAUUCUGGUGCAAUGCCACUACAGACUCCAGGAUGUCAGGGCGCGCAAGACGUGGUGCCGGGUUCUCCAGGACGGCUGCCGGCCCCUGGUGUCCUCGGCUGUGGACCGUUCAGCCCCCGGGGGCAAGCGCACCUUCCUCACCGACCUGGGUGGGGGCCUGCUGCAGGUGGAAAUGGUGUCCCUGCAUGAGGAGGACGCAGGGAAGUACCGCUGCGUGGUGCAUGGAGCCACGGGGCCCCAGACCUUGCACACUGUUUCCCUGAAGGUGCUUCCCAGAGUUCCUGGCCAGGGAGAGGAGGAGGAGAAGAAAGAAGAUGAACAGGAAGGUGAAGAAAAGACUUUUCAGGUUGACAACGUGGGAGAGGAUCCCUCCUUAGGACCUGCAAGCAACGCCAGUCCUUAUGAACUCAACUGGCAUGAGAAGAGAAUCCCUUUGAUCUGGGGGGCUGCCCUCCUGCUGGGCCUGCUGGUGACAGCUGUGGUACUGCUGGCGGUGACAGCCAGAAGAAGAGGGAGCCGGCUUGGCAUCGGUGGCAAGUUCCAGAGCAGUGGUGCCUCGGGCACGGAGCCCUCGUCAGCGUCCUAUCACGUCAAUGACUCUGCCCUGGCAGCUGGGAUGCCACCGGAUGUACCACACGUGAGGCUCGACUCACCACCGCCCUUUGACACCACCAUCUACGCUGACCUAGACCUGGACGCUCCCUUGGGAAGACCCCCACACCCACAGCCCCCUCUGCCUCCUAAGGUUCUCAUGCCCUCCAAAUCUGUGACCUAUGCUACCGUCAUCUUCCCGGGAGGGGGCAGAGGUGGAACGGCCUCCAGUGCGUCAGCCCAGGAGUCACCCAGUCAACUCCCUUCCAGUUAAAUGGCUCUUCGUACUUUGCACAGACCA
Jaculus jaculus (lesser Egyptian jerboa) is the source of this 996-nucleotide messenger RNA. It is a transcript of the gene Treml1, whose product is annotated as triggering receptor expressed on myeloid cells like 1. The transcript is spliced from 6 exons. Gene Ontology annotation, cellular component: plasma membrane. Gene Ontology annotation, molecular function: transmembrane signaling receptor activity. The record is from RefSeq and is a predicted model, not a curated record. The coding region runs from base 1 to 969 and encodes 322 amino acids. Lineage: Eukaryota; Metazoa; Chordata; Mammalia; Rodentia; Dipodidae.